AUGAGGCCUCGUGUGCCUCUGGCUUUCGAGUUCAUCGUGAAUACUUCAAUCAAGUUGCCAGACACUACAGCAAUCUCGCAUCAACUGAUAUGUCUGCUGCUGGAGCUCGACGGCCCCGUCCGUCUUGUCGCUUCCAGUCAACCUCCCCACCCCACGAACAACACGUACACCACGACGCUAGAAUUGGUCCAAUUUCUCGCCCGCCAGAUCACCUCGGUAGGCUCGCUCAGAUCCGUACUCAACGGAACGGGGCAAUCAUGGCCACAAGAACAGCAACCUCGAUCCCCCGUCGUGGACAUCGUCGCUGUGCAUGGCCUCAAUGGCCACCGAGAAAAGACAUGGACAGCUCCCAAGGGCGUUCAUUGGCUCCGCGAUCUUCUCCCUGCCGAUAUUCCGCACGCGCGCAUCAUGUGUUGGGGCUACGACGCGAACACCCACGACAGCUCGCGCGUGAGCUGCCAAUAUCUGUACGACCACGCGCGCAGCCUCGUGUCGGACCUGUGUCGGAAGCGUACGUUGACAUAUUCAUCACGGCCUCAGAUCAUAUUCAUCGCGCAUAGCCUUGGUGGCAUCAUAGUCAAAAACGCUUUGAUCCACUCCGAUGCCGCACGACGAAAUGCACUAGUAGAGCAUCAGUCAGUCAGGCUGUCCACAUUCGGCAUCAUAUUCAUGGGCACGACGCACCAAUGUGGCAACGGUGUCCAAUUGACCCUAAAAAUUGCAUUUCUUGCCGGCGCCGCCGUCUAA
Molecule: messenger RNA, 747 nt
Organism: Diaporthe amygdali
Lineage: Eukaryota; Fungi; Ascomycota; Sordariomycetes; Diaporthales; Diaporthaceae
Exons: 6
Coding region: 1-747 (248 amino acids)
Source: RefSeq, a predicted model, not a curated record